UCGAGCUGGUGUUUGCCCGGAGGUCGAGCUGGGGCCCGCCGGGCCCCAUCCCCAGCCCUAGUGGAGAUGGGUUCUACUCAGAGCGUCUCAGGCACUCCAGCACGGCCUCUGCCACGCAACAAGCAUGUGUCUCGGGUGGCAGACCCUCGUUCACCUAGUGCUGGCAUCCAGCGCACUCCUAUUCAGGUGGAGAGCUCGCCACAGCCAAACCCACCUGCAGAACAGCUGAACAGUCUCAAACAGGCGCAAGACCCAGAUCCCCGCUCUCCUACUCUUGGCAUUGCGCGGACACCCAUGAAGAUCAGUGGUCCAGACUCUCAGUGCCCACUGGUGAAAGAGCUGAGCGAAGUGUUCGAGACCGAAGUGUCCGAGACAGAAGUGUCCGAAUCGAUUUCCUCUCCAGUGCCUGGUCUGCCCCAGGAAACCCCUUUAUCUUCUGAACUGGACCUGCCUCCGGAUCCGGAUCCCCAGGUAUCCCUUGAGGACCAGUUGCUGCCUUGGAGCCAGACUGAACUCAAUUCCAAACAGGUGUUUGCCAAGGAGGAAGCAAAACAAUUCACAGAAACCAUGGUUUCUGGCCAGACCUCAGACAAGCCCUCCAGAGACCCAGAGACUCCCCAGUCCUCAGGUUCUAAGCGCAGUAGACGGAAGACAAACAAGGUUCUAGGGAGGUCCCCUCUCACCAUCCUGCAGGAUGACAACUCCCCUGGGACCUUGACACUACGACAGGGUAAGCGGCCUUCUGCCCUAAGUGAAAAUGUUAAGGACCUAAAGGAAGGAGUCAUUCUUGGAACUGGAAGGUUUCUGAAAGCUGGAGGUGGAGCAUGGGAGCAAAACGAGGACCAUGACAAGGAGAAUCAGCAUUUUGCUUUGAUGGAGAGCUAGGUCUCUGCUGGAUUCUUCCCCAAGAGCACCGAGGAAAGUCCUGUUUUCUGAUUCCACUCAGGCUGCCAACUCUGGUAUUUGGACACUAUUCUUUUAUGUUCGUGUGUUUCCUGUAUAUUAAAGUAGAUGAUUUUACGUGAUGUUUUAAGACGUUAGAACAAAGCUGUGCAGAGUCUUCUGUGUAUAGAAUGUAGGAUGGCAUUCUGGGAGCCUAUGAGACCUGGAUAGGUAUCUCUCCUGCCACUUCUGAACCUCCUUUAUGUUGCUUAAGUUUUGAUGUCCCCAAGGCUCUGGCCUUGGCCCUCCUCUCCUCUUCCCCUUUUGUCUGGGUUUAGCUAUUGCUUACCUGCUUGUAAUUUUCAGGUUCUUCUCUCCACAUAAAUGCUCAACGUUAGUUCCCCUAAAAUAAAAUUCGUGAUCUUCCCCUAAAA
This is a messenger RNA of Rattus rattus (black rat), 1316 nucleotides long. RefSeq names its product cell division cycle associated 3 (gene Cdca3). Bases 67 to 885 code for a protein of 272 amino acids. The transcript has 6 exons. The record is from RefSeq and is a predicted model, not a curated record. Lineage: Eukaryota; Metazoa; Chordata; Mammalia; Rodentia; Muridae.